AUGAGGCCGCGCUCGGGCGGGCGCCCAGGGGCCCCGGGCCGCCGCCGCCGCCGCCUCCGCCGCCGCCCCCGCUGCCCCCGCGGCCGCCGCCUGCCGCCGCCGCCGCCGCUGCCGCUGCUGCUCGGGCUGUUGCUGGCGGCCGCGGGGCCCGGCGCGGCGCGGGCCAAGGAGACGGCGUUCGUGGAGGUGGUGCUGUUCGAGUCGAGCCCGAGCGGCGACUACACCACCUACACCACCGGCCUCACGGGCCGCUUCUCGCGGGCCGGGGCCACGCUCAGCGCGGAGGGCGAGAUUGUGCAGAUGCACCCACUGGGCCUGUGUAAUAACAAUGAUGAAGAGGACUUGUAUGAAUAUGGCUGGGUAGGAGUGGUGAAGCUGGAACAACCAGAACUGGACCCGAAACCAUGCCUCACUGUCCUCGGCAAGGCCAAGCGAGCCGUGCAGCGGGGAGCCACCGCAGUCAUCUUCGAUGUGUCUGAAAACCCAGAAGCUAUCGACCAGCUAAACCAGGGGUCAGAAGACCCACUCAAGAGGCCAGUGGUGUACGUGAAGGGCGCAGACGCCAUCAAGCUGAUGAACAUUGUCAACAAGCAGAAAGUGGCUCGAGCAAGGAUCCAGCACCGCCCUCCUCGACAACCCACGGAAUACUUUGAUAUGGGGAUCUUCCUGGCCUUCUUUGUCGUGGUCUCCUUGGUCUGCCUCAUCCUCCUUGUCAAAAUCAAGCUGAAGCAGCGACGCAGUCAGAAUUCCAUGAACAGACUGGCCGUGCAGGCCCUGGAGAAGAUGGAAACCAGGAAGUUCAACUCCAAGAGCAAGGGGCGCCGGGAGGGGAGCUGCGGGGCCCUGGACACGCUCAGCAGCAGCUCCACGUCCGACUGUGCCAUCUGCCUGGAGAAGUACAUCGAUGGAGAGGAGCUGCGGGUCAUCCCCUGUACUCACCGCUUUCACAGGAAGUGCGUGGACCCGUGGCUGCUGCAGCACCACACCUGCCCCCACUGUCGACACAACAUCAUAGAACAAAAGGGAAACCCGAGCGCCGUGUGCUUGGAGACCGGCAGUCUGGCGCGCGGCCGGCAGCAGAGGGUGAUCUUGCCGGUGCACUACCCCGGCCGCGUACACAGGGCCAGCGCCAUCCCCGCCUACCCCACGAGGACGAGCAUGGACGCCCACGGGAACCCUGUCACGCUGCUGACCGUGGACCGGCGCGGGGAGCAGGGCCUCUUCCCGCCGCAGACCCCCGCCUACAUCCGCGGCUACCCGCCCCUCCAUCUGGACCACAGCCUGGCCCCUCACCGCUGCGGCCUGGAGCACCGGCCUUACUCGCCGGCCCCCCCCUUCCGCAGGCCCAAGUUCGGCGGCCGCAGCUUCUCCAAGGCAGCUUGCUUCUCCCAGUACGAGACCAUGUACCAGCACUACUACUUCCGGGGCCUCAGCUACCCCGAGCAGGAGGGGCAGCCCCCUCCCGGCCUCACCCCUGGGGGGCCGGCUUGGGCCUUCCCCCCGGGCGGCGGCGGCGGCGGCAGCAGCGGCCUGCUCUUCGCCCCCGCGGUGCACGCGGCCCCGGCCUCGCACCUGGAGAGCGGCAGCGCGUCCAGCUUCAGCUGCUACCACGGCCACCGCUCGGUGUGCAGCGGCUACCUGGCCGACGGCCCGGGCAGCGACAGCAGCAGCAGCAGCGGCAGCUCGGGCCAGUGCCGCUGCUCCUCCAGCGACUCGGUGGUGGACUGCACGGAGGUCAGCAACCAGGGCGUGUACGGGAGCUGCUCCACCUUCCGCAGCUCUCUCAGCAGCGACUACGACCCCUUCGUCUACCGCAGCCGCAGCCCCUGUCGCGCCGGAGACAUGGGGGGCUCAGGCCGGGGGCCCGUGGUGCGCCUGGAGGGCUCCCCGCCCCCCGAGGAGGUCCUGGCUGCGGCCCGAGGCCCAGGUGCGGGGCGGGGAGAGCCCUGGCCCGGGCCCGCCUCUCCCUCGGGGGACCAGCUGUCCACCUGCAGCCUGGAGAUGAACUACAGCAGUAGCUCCUCCCUGGAGCCCCGGGGGCCCAACAGCUCUACCUCAGAAGGGGGGCUCGAGGCCUCUCCCGGGGCCGCCCCGGACCUCAGGAGGACCUGGAAGGGGGCCCGGGAGGGGCCGAUGUGUGCCUGCUGCUGUGAGCCCCAGACCCCCGCCCCAGACCCCGGAGUGGGAGCGGCUGGGGGCGGCAUCUUGUUCCUGGGCCCCCCGCCCUGUGAGGGCUGCGGCCCCCAGGGUGGGGAGUCACAGCCGGGGAGCUCCCAGGGCCCCUAUGGCCUUCACCCGGACCACUUGCCCAGGACAGAUGGGGUGAAGUAUGAGGGCCUGCCCUGCUGCUUCUAUGAAGAGAAGCAGGUGGCCCAUGGCGGGGGCGGGGGCGGGGGUGGCGGCCGCUACACCGAGGACUGCUCGGUACGUGUGCAGUACACGCUGGCCCAGGAGCUCCCGCCCAGCUGCCACCCCGGGCCCCGGGACCUGAGCCAGCGCAUCCCCAUCAUUCCGGAGGAUGUGGACUGUGACUUGGGCUUGCCCUCUGAAUGCCAAGGGACCCGGGGCCUCAGCCCCUGGGGUGGGACACUGCCAGGUCCGGAUGCCCUGUGGCCCCACAGAGGCUUGGGAGCAGCCCAGCAAGAAGAGCGGGUUCCGUGCUGCCCGGCCAGGGCACCGCUGUCACUUCCCUGCCCUCCAGAGGAUGUGGGGGCCCCUGGGGCCAGCUUCCCCAGUGCCCCCCAGGACACUCAGGACUCCAGUGCCACAGCCACUGAGGCUGCAGGACCAAGAUCUCGCCUGGCCGACAGUGGAGGCCCUGGAGCCUGAGCUCAGAUGGAACUCUUCCGUGGAAAUGGGAACUGUAUGGAGAUUCCAAACUCUGACUUCCUACAGAAAAAAAAAGAAAAAAAAAAGAUUUUUUUAGCUUUGACAAACACAAAAGUGGUAAUAAAGAGAGCCCUCCUCAACCCAAAAUGUGAGCCACGUGUGGCAACCCCUCCUCCCAAUUAACAAACCAACAGACAAAAUUCUCUUAGUCUUUUGCCUCUUGAUAACAUGUUACUCUUCUGUUUUGUAAAGUGUGUGUGCUUGGGGUUCGAGGUGUGUGGGAUUGACUUAUCUGCUUUGUUUUUUAAGAUAUUAUAUGUAAAUGUAAAAAGUUAUUUAAAUAUAUAUUUUAAAGAACCCUAACCGCCAACUUUUGCUGAAAAAAAAAAUCACUGCUGCAGUAAUUGAACCACAUCAUGUGUAGAUACUGUUGUCUCCCUGGAGGGAGCUCAGGCCUUUGAAAAGCUCAGGGCUACACCUGCCUUAGAAAAUGAACCAGAAACUUGAAGUAAAGCUAGUUGAUAUGGGUACAAACUCUGAGGAACAAUGCAAUGCUGCCUCUUACUUUCUCGUGGCAAAUCCCAACAUACAAAAUGUCAGGCCUUCUCGGAAGCCAUGCCUCUCCAGCCUGCACCUUCAGGCAGCUGAUGGAAACAGCUUGGGGUCGGGUGGAAGGUCUGCAGCACUGCGGAGCCGGGACAAGCCAUUGCUACGUAAGCCCCAGGGUGACAGGGACGAUUCUGCGUAGUGUCCUCAGUCUGUCCCCUCUGGUCAUCGUCCUAACUAGGACAGAGUUUACAGUCCUGAUUUUGGGCUUCCUGCCACUGGCUGCAGAGAUGGCUCGACGGGGUGUGUGGGGAGAGACACCCAGGAGGAAUGUACGUGGUUUUGCAGCCUUGGUGUCUACCCCAGCUGUGGGAGAGGUGGGAUGGAGGGCGCCCCGGAGCGGACCUGUGCGCAUGCGUCCGUGUGUGCCCGGCCACACACACCCCGGCUGCUUCCGGCGUUGGGCUGCCUUCCUGGGUGCGCGUCGCCGGGACCCGAUAGGGUCUGAGCUCCCUUUGAAUGACAACGUUUCCCAUCCCAUUGCUUCAGGGUUGUUCAGCCCUCUGCCUCGUGGCUGAAAUUGGUCAUCUCGCCUGUAAAUGUCUACUAUCCUUUCUACCUAAUGCACUAUUCUGUAUUGAUUCUCCAUGAGACAGAGUGAAAGAGACUAUCAGAUAGUUUAGACCCAAAGGGUAGGUUUUUAUAUAUUGUUCCAACCUUUUGUUGUUUGUUGUUGCUGUUGUUGUUUUAAGAGGGAAGAAGAGUUUAAAAACCCAAACCAUUUUUUAAAAGUUUCCAUUUUAAAAGGGAGAAUCUAUUUAAAGCUAUUUCAGAUCAGGGAUCGUUAUCCUUUUUGUCCAAUGUAUUUCUUGUUAUUAAAAAAUGUUUUAGAAGAAACUAAUCACAUUAGCUCUUGUGUUCGCUAACUCUUCUGGUCACUUCUGUUUAUUCAUUUAUUCAGCAGGUGUUUGUUGUCAUCUGAAAUGCUCAUUUGCUGAAUAGGAACCUUGAGUCCUGGCCCCCUGUAGGUGGGGAAGCAGAGACCCACCCUGGGCUGCCAGGGGACUGUGACGGCUCUUCUCCAGUCAGGCCCAGGGAAGGUCAGCCCAGGGUCCACAUCACAACGUUUUGAAUGAGAAUCUUACUGAAUCCCUUUUUCUUAAAAACCCCAGCCUGUGAUGAGGAAAUUUACUUACUUCCAGCCAGGAUUUGUCAGAAAGAAAUUCCAGCAUCAAACGAUUGAGCCGUUUGCCAUUAAGGAGCUCACUGUGGUGAGAUUUGUCAUCCAGCCUCUGAGGUGCAGUCCCUUGGGGGCUGCCCCCACCCCCACCCCCAGCACCGCCUGUGCCCAGCACACCUGUUGGCGAGGGUGUGCGAAAUGCCUGAGCCCCAUGACACGUGAUCUGGGCCGCCUUUAUUCCUCGGGCCAGGAGUAGCAGCUGCUGAGGACAGCAGCUUGCAUCUUGUGAUUUUAGGGAAGGGGUGGGGGGUAUGGCUUCUAACAUGCACUACAAAAAGCAGCUUCUCAUUGUUGAGAUUUUGUUUGUUCGUUUGUGGCUUUGUGUUUGUUUGUUUGUUUGUUUUUAAUGCCUUUGAGUGCAUAUUAUCUUCCUUGUCUGAAAUCAUACCCCCAAAGUGGCUUUCUUUAGCCCUGGCUGGAAAACCACUCCUCAGCAGCCUUAAGAAAUAAAUAGAUGAGGAGAGCAUGUGGCUUCAACUGGGCUUAUUAAAAUAAAUGAGUCCAAUUUUCAUUUGAAAGAGCAGUAACUACAGAUGGCCAAAAAAACCACAUUUAAUUUUCAUAGUUUAUAGGGUGGUAGAAACAGAAAAGUGAAACUUUCAGGCUUUAAACCUCAGCCGUUGUCUUAAAUUUGUGUUGGGUCACCAGAGUAUGGUGACCAACUAUAUCGCCUCACCAUUCAAAUCAAAGGAAAUGUCUUCUUUGAAGUCGUAAGACUCCAAUAAUGAUGACAAGUACCUUUUCUUGGUGGCCUCUCAGUGGCAUGUGGGAGUUACAUAGCUAUGGAAACUGGGAGCAUCACAUCUUCCAUUGAGAGAGACACACACACGCACGCACACACACACACACACACACACACAAACACACACGCGCGCAGGAAUGUGACUGUUGGGUGUGGUCCCGUGGCUCAGCCUUGGGUGUAGGACAGCCAUGUAGACUGAAGAGUGCUAGAACCAGUUAAAAAUGGGGGGUUGGGAGUUCUGGUCCACCAGGUACCUCUUUGUAGUAGACACAGCCCCAGGAUGCUGGCCUUAACUCUCCGUCUCUUUGCCUCUCCCUAACCCUAACCCUAACCCUAACCCACGCCGUUUUAUGACACGUCCACCACUCUGCUGUCCACCACUCACACCCUCCCUUAUGUGCUGCUAGUUCCUACUCAAAGUUCAUGCAGGACUAAUGCUUUUAAAAUGAGGUCUAAAAAAUAAUUACUAAUCAAGAGUAUUAUUUUUUAAACAGAACUGCCUUUUUCUAUUCUUUAUAUAAACUCUAUUGUGUUGGUCUAACAAGGCACUAUUUUAAAAUGUUUUUUUAAAAAUUUCUCCCAUAGCACUUAAAAGAUAUUUUGUAAAGACUUUGCUGUAAAGAUUUUGUAAUAAAGUGGUCUAAGGGCUCCUUCUCCAACAUUACCAUUAAAAAAAAAAUGUUUUAAAGGCUAGAAAACAACUUAUGUAUAUUCUGUAUAUGUAUAGCAGCACAUUUCAUUUAUGGAAAUAUGUUCUCAGAAUAUUUAUUUACUAAUAUAUUUAUCUUAAGCCAUGUCUUAUGUUGAGAGUGUGACGUUGGAAUAAUCAUUGAAAAUGACUAACAUGAGGCCCUGUAAAUACAUGAUAAUUGCACACAGAUUUUACAUAUUUGCCGACCAAAAAUGAUUUAAAACAAGUUGUAGUCUUCUAUGGUUUUGUAACAAAUUGUACAAAUGACUGUAAAAAAAAAUACAAUUUUAUCAAGUACGUUA
This is a messenger RNA of Lagenorhynchus albirostris (white-beaked dolphin), 6350 nucleotides long. It is a transcript of the gene ZNRF3, whose product is annotated as zinc and ring finger 3. The transcript has 9 exons. The record is from RefSeq and is a predicted model, not a curated record. Gene Ontology annotation, molecular function: ubiquitin protein ligase activity; frizzled binding. Gene Ontology annotation, biological process: ubiquitin-dependent protein catabolic process; Wnt receptor catabolic process; negative regulation of canonical Wnt signaling pathway. Bases 1 to 2829 code for a protein of 942 amino acids. Lineage: Eukaryota; Metazoa; Chordata; Mammalia; Artiodactyla; Delphinidae.